Molecule: messenger RNA, 1528 nt
Organism: Trichoplusia ni (cabbage looper)
Lineage: Eukaryota; Metazoa; Arthropoda; Insecta; Lepidoptera; Noctuidae
Product: retinol dehydrogenase 11-like
Exons: 3
Coding region: 42-1397 (451 amino acids)
Source: RefSeq, a predicted model, not a curated record
GAUAUUUCUGUUUCAUUCUAAGUUGUAAACAUCUAACGUUGAUGUCAGAUAAGGGGAACAUGGAAAGAGAUCGUAUUACACUGUAUAUGAAGCUGUGGUAUAAAAAGGUGAUAAAAAAAUGUAUUGUGUUCGUUGCUUCGAAAUCGAAAACCGAAGUGGAUAUACCGAGAGCUCCCUGUCAUUUAAUAUUAAACGAACAGCGUGACCUCAGGACUAACGGUACAAACAUAACAAACACCGGAUCGAGAGAAAGCGUUGAGGAUUUCCAGCGGAGUGAAAGCAACGGUCGCCAGUGCAACCGUAGCGUCGCGUCGAGCGGACGACAACAUAACCUCAACAUGUCUCUCGCCGUCGCUUCUGCGUUUAUUCUUACCAGUGCUGCUGCCAUUUACUGGUACGUCAACCGGCACAAACCCUUGAAGUACAUCCUGAGCGAGCUGAGAUACGCGAUAGACAUGCAAGGCGCAGGCGUCGGCGGCCUUAUCGACGACUGGGUCAACAUAAGGAGGAACAGAAUUGUGUUGCCAGACGCGGGACGGAAAAUUGCCGUCGUCACCGGCGGCGCCCGCGGAAUCGGAUCCGAAGUUGUAAGAGGAUUAUUGAAAUCGAAUGUUUUUGUUAUUGCUGGAGUAAGAAAACCUGAAUCUAUGAAAAAAUUGGCGGACAAUAUGGAAAAUGGAGAGAAUUUAAUAGCUUUUCCCUUGGAUUUGCAGUCACUAAAAUCUGUUAAGCAAUUUGCACAGAAUGUGAUGGACAGAUUUCCUACGAUUCAUUUUCUUGUCAACAAUGCUGGAAUCAUGUAUGGGGACUAUCAUGUGACUGAGGAUGGUUUUGAGAAUCAGCUGGCUGUUAAUCAUCUCAGCCAUUUCUACUUGACUCAUUUAUUGUUGCCAGCAUUAAAAAGGGGCGGUACUAUCGGGGAGGCGGCGAGAGUUGUAAAUGUGAGUUCAUGCGCGCACUAUCCCGGUCAGAUCUACUUUGAUGACAUCAAUAUGAAGGAGCACUUUGACACAACAGCUGCAUAUGCACAGUCCAAACUAGCCCAGUUGAUGAGCGCAAGAUACAUCAAUAAGAUGCUUGAAGAAGAUGGGUGUGCAGUCAACGCCUAUUCUGUUCAUCCAGGAAUUGUUGACACUGACUUAUUUGAGAAGACUAUGUUUAAGAAAGCAUUCCCCUGGGCCAUGAAACUGUUCUUUAAGACACCAGCUAAAGGCGCUGUGCCAAUACUUUUUGCUUGCUUCGACAAAUCUAUAGAGAGAAGAGGAGGGCUGUAUAUAAGUAAUUGUACUGAAGGUAUCAGUAAUAAGUUUUCAAAGAAAUUAGAUCAUCAAAAGAAAUUAUUUGAAAUUUCUUGUGAAUUAGUAGGUAUUGAAGUAAACAAUUUUGGUAAAGCAUGAGUCUAGUCAUAGUCUAUAUUUUAGGCAAAAUGUAAUACUCUUUAAAUGACACUAAAGACUUAAUCAUAAAACAAACAAAAUAUUUAUGACUUUAUAUUUAAGUAAAAUAAAUUUUCAAUAAAAUAUAUUUA